AUGGCGACCAGGAUGGUCUCCCCCUCCCAAAUCUAUCACGGUCUCCCAAAUCUCCCUCUGCUCCUCAAGCGGCUGUUCCCCCCAACCUCCGGUCCAUGCGCGCGGCUGUUCGUCCACUCGAGCGAGCAGGUGCUGGAAGGGAAGGCGACGGUGGAGGACACCGACAUGCCGACCAAGAUGCAGCUGCAGGCCACGUCGGCAGCGUCCAGGGCGCUCGACCGCUUCGACGUCCUCGACUGCCGGAGCAUCACGACGCACAUCAAGAAGGAGUUCGAUACGAUCCAUGGCCCGGGGUGGCAGUGCGUGGUGGGCUGCAGCUUUGGCUGCUACUUCACGCACACCAAGGGGAGCUUCAUAUACUUCAAGUUCGAGUUGCUCAGGUUCCUCGUCUUCAAAGGCAUGGCGGAUGAGCAACCACUGCCGUGCUGA
Triticum dicoccoides is the source of this 429-nucleotide messenger RNA. RefSeq names its product dynein light chain LC6, flagellar outer arm-like. The record is from RefSeq and is a predicted model, not a curated record. Gene Ontology annotation, molecular function: dynein intermediate chain binding. NCBI's taxonomy places the organism in Eukaryota, Viridiplantae, Streptophyta, Magnoliopsida, Poales, Poaceae. The transcript has 3 exons. Gene Ontology annotation, biological process: microtubule-based process. The coding region runs from base 1 to 429 and encodes 142 amino acids. Gene Ontology annotation, cellular component: cytoplasmic dynein complex.